GGAUUGAGUUCGAGAGCCCAGAAAACUAUUUGCCCCGAGUUGCUGGAUGCCCAGUUGUUCAUGAUCCGGACAGCGCGCUACCGCGAAUCCGAGGAAGCUCGCCAAGAAAGCAGCUUAGUCGCUGCCUUUCUCUCUCCUUCACUUCAGAAUUAGGGUUUUGAUUGGCGUCUUUCCUUCUCUCUAAAUCGUCUGGUGUCACGUGAAUACAUAGCAAUGGGUGAGACAGGGAAACGAUUUCGUUCGCAUAGAGACCAUAAUGGGGAUGCUAAGAAUCAAAAGAGACGUUUGAACCACAAUAAUGGAAAGGGCAAUGAUGAAUUGGUUGUUUAUAGGAUACUUUGUCCCGAUGGAGUUAUUGGAAGUGUUAUUGGCAAGGGUGGAAAAGUGAUAAAUGCAAUAAGGCAGGAGACUAAUGCAAUAGUCAAGGUUGUUGAUCCAUUUCCAGGUGCCAAGGAUCGAGUUAUAACAAUUUACUCCUAUAUUAAGGAGAAGGAAGACAUUGAGGUUGAUGAUGAGUUCAGCAACAGGGUGCCUUUAUGUGCUGCCCAAGAUGCUCUUCUCAAAGUUCAUGCUGCUAUUGCAAAAUUUGUGGCAAGUGUUGGAGAUUCUGAAAAGAAGCAUAAGGAUAAGGAAGAAUGCCAAAUCCUUGUUCCAUCAAGCCAAUCUGCGAAUAUCAUUGGUAAGGCUGGGUCUACAAUUAAUAAAUUGAGAAAUAAGACAAGGACAAUGAUCAAGGUCACGCCCAAGGAUGCAACUGACCCAACACACUCAUGUGCCAUGGAUUUCGACAAUUUUGUGAUGAUAUCUGGUGAGUCAGAGGCCGUGAAAAAAGCACUCUAUGCUGUUUCUGCUAUUAUGUACAAGUUCUCUCCUAAGGAGGACAUUCCUCUUGACACAAAUGUACCUGAAGUCCCUCCUAGUAUAAUUAUUCCCUCUGACGUCCCUAUUUAUCCACCUGGUGGAUUAUAUCCAGCUUCAGAUCCUAUUAUGCCACCCAGAUCUCUUCCUCCAAUACUAGGUGCUACAAAUUUACAAGAUCUACAAGAUCUACCGGCUUAUGCGGAUGCAGGAAGUACAUGGUCAUUAUACUCAUCUUCCCUUCCAAUGGUUUCUGGUGUUGGUGGUGUUUCCCAAUCUGAAGAAUUAAUGGUCAGAAUGCUCUGUCCCUCUGACAAGAUUGGGCGUGUCAUUGGGAAGGGAGGGGGUACUAUUAAAAGUAUAAGGCACGCUAGUGGUGCUCAUAUUGAGAUUGAUGAUUCCAAGGCUAAACAUAAUGAUUGCUUGAUUGUUAUAACUGCCACAGAGUCACAAAGUGAUGUUAAGUCCAUGGCAGUUGAAGCUGUUCUAAUGCUACAAGAAAAGAUAAAUGACGAAGAUGAUGCCACAGUUUCAAUCCGGCUACUGGUUCCCUCGAAAGUCAUAGGGUGUAUCAUUGGGAAAGGUGGUUCAAUCAUAAAUGAAAUUCGGAAGAGAACUAAGGCAGAUGUUCGAAUCUCAAAAGGUGAUAAGCCUAAACUGGCAGACACGAAUGAUGAACUGAUUGAGGUGUUUGGUAGUGUUGACUGUGUGAGAGACGCGCUAAUACAGAUUGUCUUAAGACUCAGAGACGAUGUCCUGAGAGAAAGGGACACUGGCCAUAAUCCCUCUGUAGGUGGGGAGCCCUUAUACUCAGGUGGCACUGGUCUUUCUGUUCCAUCUGUGCUGCCUUCAGUUCCUUCUCUUGCUGCUACUACUCCACUGGCUUAUGAUCACAGGGGCGAAAGUGGAAGUGGACUUGGCAUGCUUUCUUCGAGCAACCUGUAUGGAUAUGGAUCUUUGUCGCAGAUGGGAGAAACUGGCUAUGGAUCUGUGUCCUCAUUUGCCUCCAAGGUGUAUGGAGGUUUGCCUCCACCAUUAGCUUUGGAGAUGUUGAUUCCCGCAAAUGCUGUUGGUAAAGUGUUAGGUAAAGGGGGGACAAAUAUAGCCAAUAUCAGAAAGAUUUCAGGGGCAAUGAUAGAGGUUUCUGACUCCAAAUCUUCCCGAGGUGAUCGUAUUGCUCAUAUAUCUGGCACACCUGAGCAGAAGCGUGCUGCCGAGAACUUGAUCCAGGCAUUUAUAAUGGCCACCUGAGUUGUUGGAGUGCUGUAGUUUGGAAGGUGGAAUGAUCAAUUCUUGAAGCAUCUCCUUGUUCCUCUCUUUAGUUCUCCUAGGUUGCUUCCUGAGAGAAAAUAUUCUCUGCAUCAACCUGACCCCUGCCUCUUCUGAAACAGUAACUGUUCCUGAGGUUUCAUCGCUGGUUCUGUAUUUAGGAGUUGUAGUCCCCGUCUUUGUUCUUAAUCUACCCCUCAUCUGCAUUUUCUCGUAGAAAUUUUUAGGACCUUUCUUUCCAUUCAUACUGUUUUGUCUUGACUCAUGCUGAGUCAUCUUUGACUCCAUUAAAUGUUAUCAAAGGAUCCUAGUGAUUGUUUUUAUUUUGAUUCUGGUGGUUAAUGAUUCAUCCUCUUAUUCUCUUAUCCUUUUUUCUUUUAUCUAAAACUUUCUUCCAUGACAGUGCCAAUGAAUGCAGUCACUAUCAAUCUCCUCUUUCCAAUAUUCAUAAUUUAUGCACUUGUACUUGUCAAAACCGGGGAAGUUGCCGUAUGAAUGUGGAGAAAAUUUAGUUCUUCCCCCUUUGUUUCUGUUUUCCAUGGCUUGUACUCCUGGAAUACAGCUGACCAUUUCAAACUGCAUAUAGCCUUUGUUCUGUUUGAUUUUUUGGUCUUCUAGUUUACCUUCUUAUAACACCAUGUGUAUUAUCUUCUAUAUACCUAUAAUCUGAAAAGGUAUUGAGAUUGAUUUUCUGAAACUUGUGUAAAUUCUAUCGUCUUUUGACGGAUGCCGCUCAACUGGAGAAACUAGCCAGCUGCUGAGUCAUAUUGUGGGCUUGUGGGAAGUCUUCCCCUCUUUCAGUAAUUCAUUUUGGUUAAAAAUGAUUUCAUCAGGUCCCAUUAAUUCAAUCAUGGUUGGCAGUUGAAUUAGCAUUUUGAUCUCUAGCUCUGCUGCCUGUGAUUAUUGUCCUGUCAACAAAUCAUUAUCUAUAUCCUCAAGUAAGCUUGAAUAGCAGUUAAUUGGAUUCUUUUCAUCAGUAUAAUACCCAGCUCAGCUUUUGUCAGUCUUAGCUAAACAGAAAUUAAAUUGGCUGGCAAAUGCUGCUUUCAUAUCCUACAUGCAUCUUCAAUUCUGAUCUCGCUUUCUGACUAAUGUGACUCUUCAUUAGCAACUAGGUCAAAUAAUCUCGUUCCAUUUAGGCGUGUUCCUCAUGUCUAUAAUGCCAUCUUCUGCUUAAACAUUGUCUGUCUCAUCCAAGGUUACCUGUAUUUAACAUCAGCACCAAUGUGCUGAAAGCUUCUAAUCCCGUUGAUGUGACUGAACUCUUUCCGACCUUCUCUGUAUUUUCGGUAUUGUCAACUGGAAACUCUUUAGGGGUGAUGUGGAAAUUUUGCCUUACCUCACAAAGUGCAAAGUGCAAAGCGAAACAUUCUCUUGUACUACUCAUCUGAGUUUCUUGGGUAUUAUGGGAACUUAAGCUGUACUCUGAUCUCAGCUCAGUAUAAUCGUGCUCACUAUAAUGUUUUCUUAGGUGUAAACUCUAAAAUCAUAUAGGCCUAGAUGAACCCUUCCUUAGUUUUGAAUUAUUGUAUAUUUUUGUUUACUCACUUCCCCAUAGUUGAUUCUGUAUAUAUCCAUUCUUUCCCUGUAUUCUUUGAUUUUUUUAGUCACUACUCUCAUCAGUAAGGAUAUCAAAAUUAGCUUGGUUUAUCUUGAGGGAUGUCAUGUUACUUUUGUGAGGAAGAUAGUUCACUAGGGGGUAGAAGCAUGCUGAAACUUGAUAUGACAAAUCACCUUGUGAGUUACCAUGUUUAGUUUGUGCAUUGAGUAGCACAAGUAUUUGUAGUUGCAGAUGUAGAUUUGAUUAUCAGUAUGUUCGGGUUUUAGCCUCUUCUACUUGCUCCUUUGGUAGCCUUACAUCCAGCCUACCUGCUGUAAAUACAUCAAUUAUUGUAGUAUAUUAUAUAUGAGACACAAGGAAUUAUGUAUAUACAAUUUUAUUUAAUGAAAGAAUGCCCAUUUCAAUAGGGUUUAUUUA
This is a messenger RNA of Neltuma alba, 4105 nucleotides long. RefSeq names its product KH domain-containing protein At4g18375. Gene Ontology annotation, molecular function: RNA binding. The transcript is spliced from 8 exons. The coding region runs from base 214 to 2109 and encodes 631 amino acids. The record is from RefSeq and is a predicted model, not a curated record. NCBI's taxonomy places the organism in Eukaryota, Viridiplantae, Streptophyta, Magnoliopsida, Fabales, Fabaceae.